Messenger RNA from Mya arenaria, 11106 nucleotides. RefSeq names its product mothers against decapentaplegic homolog 4-like. The coding region runs from base 399 to 2066 and encodes 555 amino acids. Gene Ontology annotation, cellular component: heteromeric SMAD protein complex. Gene Ontology annotation, molecular function: DNA-binding transcription factor activity, RNA polymerase II-specific; I-SMAD binding; RNA polymerase II cis-regulatory region sequence-specific DNA binding. NCBI's taxonomy places the organism in Eukaryota, Metazoa, Mollusca, Bivalvia, Myida, Myidae. The record is from RefSeq and is a predicted model, not a curated record. Gene Ontology annotation, biological process: regulation of transcription by RNA polymerase II; transforming growth factor beta receptor signaling pathway; BMP signaling pathway. The transcript is spliced from 15 exons.
GGGAAAGCAAAAAAUAUUAACAUACGCAUGCGCAUUAAGUUAUUUUGAUUUCCUCGCGCCAGGAAAAACAAAAAUAUGUCAAAUAUUCGCCUAUUGUUUUGACAGAUCAAAGUCCUAGAUAAAAAUCAGUGUCCUAUGAAUAGAUGAUAAUAUUAAUGUUUUAGUUUCUCCCUAAACAUUAUAAUGGUAAUUUUGUUAAAAAAUAAAUAAAAGGAUUGAAGCAUAUCCUGUUUCAUAAUGUAAACCUUACUCAUUGAGUGGUGGUGACAUUACAUGAGGUUCUUAAAUGCAAUAUGGAUCCAUUUAGCUAUCAUUACCAUUGAAUUGAAGCCUGGAACUUUGAACACCAAGAAAUCAUUGGUAUUAUCUAGGACAGGGGUCCUGAUUUCAACAUCAACAUGAGUCAUAAUGCACCUACCAGCGCUGAUGCCUGUCUGAGCAUCGUGCAUAGCCUCAUGUGCCACAGACAAGGUGGGGAGAGUGAAUCUUUUGCCAAGCGAGCAAUAGAAUCUCUUGUGAAGAAACUGAAGGAAAAGCGUGACGAGCUGGACAGUUUGAUCACGGCCAUUACAACCAGCGGUGCCCACCCAUCCAAGUGUGUUACAAUACAAAGGACAUUAGAUGGACGCUUGCAGGUUGCGGGUAGGAAGGGGUUCCCCCAUGUUAUUUAUGCGAGGAUUUGGAGAUGGCCGGACCUUCACAAGAACGAGCUAAAGCAUGUGAAAUUCUGUCAGUACGCAUUUGAUCUGAAACAAGACAGCGUCUGUGUGAACCCGUACCACUACGAGAGGGUUGUCUCUCCUGGAAUAGAUUUGUCCGGUCUUACCAUUCAGCAUGCAGCUCCACCAUCGAGACUCGUAAAGGAUGAGUAUGGCAAUGAUAUCGGAGGGACGUCUUCUGGCUUAGAAUCCGGUACGUCUCCCGCCGAAUUAUCUCAGACGGUUCAACACCCGCCCACCUCCUUUAAUCGAUUAUCGGGUAUAGGGGGUCCCUCAUCUGGAACUGUUGGCCCCUCGGGUCAAAUCUCCGACCCACGGGGGUCAGUAGGGGUUGUCAACCCCUUGACGUCGAUAAGCAUUGCGGCGAGUGGAAAUCGGUCGAGCACCAGUGCAAUGGGCCAUCCAAUGUCUCCACAGAAUUUUAUGCCAGGCACCCCAAACUCCCAGGCAUUGCCAAGCCCGUAUAACAGAGCCCCUUCUACCAGCUGGGACGGCAGUAACGCCUCGUUUACACAGAAACAUGAAAGUCAGCAACACUACUGGAACAGCCAGCCACUGUCGAGUCCAGACGCCCCGCUACCUCCUCUUACUAACCAACCACCCCCGGAGUUUUGGUGCACAAUCUCCUACUUCGAGUUAGAUCAGCAAGUUGGAGAAACAUUUAAAGUCCCAUACAGCUGUAGUACUGUCACAGUUGACGGUUAUACCGAUCCGUCGAGUCUCGACAGAUUUUGUCUUGGACAACUUUCAAAUGUCCAUAGAUCUGAAGCCAGUGAAAGAGCCAGGUUACAUAUAGGGAAGGGAGUACAGCUGGACUAUCGGGGCGAAGGUGAUGUUUGGAUCCGGUGUGUUAGCGACCACAGUGUGUUCGUACAGAGCUAUUACCUCGACAGAGAGGCAGGAAGAGCCCCUGGGGACGCUGUUCAUAAGAUAUACCCUAGCGCUUACAUCAAAGUAUUCGACAUUCGUCAGUGUCAUCGCCAAAUGCAACAACAGGCCGCUACAGCCCAGGCAGCGGCUGCGGCUCAAGCUGCGGCAGUCGCUGGAACCGUCCCCGGUCCAGCGUCCGUGGGUGGAAUAGCCCCGGCAGUUGGUAAUUUAAUGCUGAGUUCAGUAACUGGCUUAAGUGCGGCCGCAGGUAUCGGUGUGGAUGAUCUACGGCGACUCUGUAUUCUACGUCUCAGUUUUGUGAAGGGCUGGGGACCAGACUAUCCCAGACACAGUAUAAAAGAAACACCUUGCUGGAUCGAGGUGCAACUCCACAGACCUCUACAAUUGUUGGAUGAAGUUCUACAGGCCAUGCCUCUGAAUGAGUCUCGCGUUAACAGAGGCUACUUCUUGGGUUGAAACAGUUGCUAUACAGGCAUAUAUGUAGCGGGUUCAUUGGUGUUAAACUGAACCCAGAACAUUUGUACCUUUAAGGAUCUGCGACUUUAUAGUGAAUACCGUGGGAAUAGAGGAUACCUCUUGGGUUUAAACUUGACUCAACCUAAACAUAAGAAGUGUUCAUUACAAGUAUCAGUUAGCAUGGUAAACACUUUGUCUGAUUAAAACAUUCUUUAGAUAAAGCAAGAAAAAAUUAAGGAGAGUCUUACAAGCCAUGACAUUGAAUGAUUUACCUGUGAAAUGAGGCUUAUUCCUCUGACAGUUAAAACUGUGCGUCGUUACAGAGAUACAAUGUUAUAAUUCAGAAAAAAGGCUGGUCUUUUAGUGUUGCUACCAGAUAUAUUCUGUUUUUUCUUUUUAUUUCUCAUCAAAUCGCGCCCAGAACACUUCAGGCUAUGAUCGGGAUUUCAACUUGUUUUAUCAUACUGCGGACUGUAUAAAUAAUUGGAACUUUUCAGUGUUAUGAUUGGACGGUAUAAAUAACUGGCCUAUAGACAGAACGGAAUCACUGGGGCAUAUCUAAGGACAAGAAUAAUAUUGAAAACUACCCCUGAACAUCACUGAGCAUACCAUGUCUGGUAUUCGAUAUUGGUCUUAAUUGAAUCUAAGUACGAUGUAGCUAAUCGGAUUACUUGUUAAUAACUGACCAAUAGUGUGAAUGAAGUCAAUGAUGUAUGACCAUAAGAUUGACUUCAGUUAAAUAUUGAAAACCACACCUGAAGAAUACUUCCUCGUUGGAAACUGUUGCCACAUGGAUAAUUAAAUAACUAAGUGUGUUCUUUUUGUGUAAAAGGCCGUGCCUCUAAUUAAAUCCAGUGAGUUUAGUUUACCGUCUGGGUUUAAAUGUUGUAUAUUAUAUGAUACAAUUAAUCAAUAGUUCAGAACUUUGUUGAAGUUAACGAUGUUGUUAAAGUCAUUGGUGUUAACUUUUUUAACAUAUAAGAGCUUUGUUGAAUAUGUUUGAUGCUAAGGCCUAAAAAAAAAAUUGUUUGGUUAGGGUUACAUCCUUUUCAAAAAUAGGUAGGGUAGGUAGGCUUUUUUUUUUUUUUUAUUAGACUUUAUUUAAGAAUGUCAUUUUCAUCAUUGGAGAAUGGUGUUAAAGUUAUCGUCUAUAUUAGCAUUUAAGGUUUUAAACUACAUAUUGAAAAGCACCAAAAAAGAAAAAGAUUUUUUUUUUUUUUUUUUAGUUUUUCAUUUUUUUUUUCAAACUGACUAUAAAAACGAUAGGGUCGGCGCCUAUUCCGUAGGUAGGGUCGGGUAACCCGAACCAAAUGUUUUUUUUUUUUUUAGGCCUAAGCACAAGUGUACAAAUUUUGAAGAAAUAUGUACUGAUUAAUUAUAUUUAAAGUGGUUUUUUAUUGUACUUGCUAUGAGAUCUGUUAGAUAUCGUACAUGCAUUUAAAUCUAUUUCGGUAUUGUUAUUGUGUUGAAAUAUUUUUCUGUUUCGUACAUGCAUUUAAAAAGUAAACAAAUGCCAACCAGAUGGGAAGUUGUGUUCAGACAUUUUGUAAUGACAGAAAUAAAUCAAAAAUAAUUAAUUCAGGACAACAUUUUAUUUUUGCAUUACUAUGACCUAACUUUUCUCUAGGUGUAAUUCUUUGUCCAUUUUUUUGUUAAUAGCAUUUUAGAAAAUAUCUCAUGUGAUAAAGAUAAUUUUCAAUAACAAUAUAUUAAAAUACUUUUCUGAGGCCAAAGAAAAAGAGGUUUUGGUUCCGGUUACAUCCCUUUUCGAAAUAGGCUUUUAUUUAUUUUAUAUUUGGUAAGCCUCAUGUAAAAACAAAGGUGUUAAAGUUAUCUUCUUUAUAAAUUAUAUAUUAAAGCUGCACUCUUACAGACUGACCGAUUUGACAUUUUCAUUUCUUUGACUCAGCUGAUUUUGUCAUCAAUGUUUUCAAAACGACUCAGAAUCAGCUGAUUUUGGCAUCAAUGUUUUCAAAACGACUCAGAAUCAGCUGAUUUUGUCAUCAAUGUUUUCAAAACGACUCAGAAUCAGCUGAUUUUGGCAUCAAUGUUUUCAAAACGACUCAGAAUCAGCUGAUUUUGGCAUCAAUGUUUUCAAAACGACUCAGAAUCAGCUGAUUUUGGCAUCAAUGUUUUCAAAACGACUCAGAAUCAGCUGAUUUUGGCAUCAAUGUUUUCAAAACAGUCAUAUAGGAUAACACAAAAUAGAACAGUUCUCAAUUGUUUGGAAAAUUGUCGAAAUUUUCAUUUUUCUUAAAGCGUUAGUAACACUUUUAUCCAUAAAACAUUAAUAUGAGCGUAAAUAUCAAAAACUGUAAUCUGAUCUUUUAUCAGCAGUCUUAUAUCACUAGUUUUCAUAUAUUUACACAAAAUUUGUCUGAUUCCAAGACAAAAAAAAUAAAAAGUUGUCAAAACAGUCAAUCUGUUCAAGAGUGCAGCUUUAAAACACAAACUUAGAUUAUGAUUUGAUUUCUUUUACCAACACACUAUAGAAACAGUAGCGUUUUUCACAGGCAAGGUUAUGUAUGCUCGUAUUUGAGGGAAAUACAGGGUUUUAAUUGUACAUGUAUAAAUGAGUCAGGUUGUAUCAAACUUUUUGAAAACCAUGCCAACUCAGUAAAGACUCCAUGUGCUCUUUAACCAGCCCAACUGAGUUCAUAUCCGUGAUAAUGACAUCAAUCGCACAAUUCAUCACUUUCAUUUACACCAAUAGUUCAUUAGUUCUUUUUCACUUUUUCAGAAUUGUUUUAAGAAUUAAUUUCAUUUAAGAAAUCCUAACGAUAAUUCUUUCUCAACCAUUUUGUAAAUAGAACGACCCGACUGCCGCAAACAGUUCAUCAUAUGACGUUAUGAUAACGCGGGAAAGAUUUUAUCGUAAAAUUGAAACACUAAUAACAAUACGUGUACAUUCAAAGAAUCAUUUAUUAAACAAACAAUAACAAGAUAAACAAUUUUCAUUUAUAUUAAUGUACGAUUAUUUCAUGAUCGGAACCAGUUUUCUCUGACAAAUAAAUAGCUGUUUAGUGCUCGGAAUUGUCUGUGAGUCACAUAUAUUUGCCUCCUAGAGAGGAUAGGAAAGUAUAUGUUGUCUUUCUAAUUUAAAUAUAUAUAAAUGAUUGCUCUAAGUAAAUGUUUAUGUCUUUGAUAGACUUUGAACCAGUCUGUGGCUCUCUUUUUCGUAUUGUGAAACCAGUCUGAAUUUCUUGAAUUUAUGUGUUUAACUUGAUAAAUUAUUAAAUAUGUGUAAAUACUAUGAAUUGUUAUUGAAAUGUUCAAAAUUAACAUGUAUAUGAGGACAAAAAUCGUUGUUAUUACAAAUAAACGCUACACCAUAGAUUUAUAUACUAGCAUCUCUGUAAUUUUUUUAUACAAAACUGAACAGAAAGUUAGAAUUUUACAAAAUUGGUGUAACAAUGUUUCAAAAUUGCUAACAAGCAGGUUAAGUCUUAUUGUCAUCGCGUGUCAUGUGACAUAUUUUUAAAGUGAAUGGUUUAUUUAAAUAAAUGAUGGUUAAAGAUUUUCAGUAUGUACAAGUUUACAAAAAUAACUGGUUUGAUGCAGCACAGUCACUUUACCAUUUGUUUUAUGUAAGUACAUACAAAUAAUCUUUAGGCUUUUUUAGUGGUCUGCAUUAUAUUGUGUAAACAACCCACUUUCUGGGCCAGCCACUGUUUAUAUUAUGCUUCACCUGAUUUUAAUAAAAAAAACGCUGACUGCUGAUCUACUGUAAUAAAAGUAUUGGCAAGUUUGAGAUGUACUGCAUUCUCAUUUGACAAAAUAUAAUGUUGACCACGACAGAUAGUUUACGCUUCUAUUUAUAAAUAUUAUAUUUAGUGUGAUAAUUUAAGAAUUCACUGUUUAAAGUCAGAUUUAAUUCUACUUAACUAUGAUGUUGUUGUUUUUGGAUUUUAAGGAUUAAUUUCUAAAAUCAUAGUAUUUUAAGGAUGAAAUAUGCAAUUCUAGUGACAAUCCAAUUUGAGUUAUUGUUUAUUAAUCAUCUUGUUCUGUAAACAUAUUGAACUGCAUAUCAAUGUUGUAAUCAUGAUUAAAAAAUCACAUUGCUUCAUAGGCCUCCAUUAUGCCAAAUUCUAGCCAGCAUUAACUUGAUAUAUAGUCGUAGCUUUUGUGAAAUUGUCCAUUGUCUAAAAUGUACUUUUGUUAUCAAAAUUUUAGUUGAUUUAAUUGUUUUCAGAAAAAUAAUGUGAAAUUAUUUUUUGGGGUGGCAAAAAUGCUUAAAAACUUUCAUCUGUAACCCUGUGCUUCCAAAUCUGUUAAAUGUUAGAAUAACCUUUUAUGGUAACUGUUUUUGACGGAUGCCGAUUAUGCAUCGUUUACAUCGUUUAUUUCAUUAUUUUUUUUGAAAACACUGGGUAAUGUUGUAGUCCUGGUGUUGUUUCAUCCCCCCCCCCCCCCAAAAAAAGGUCUGAUUAAAAAAGUUACUAGAGCGCUUUUGGUUGUAAGAGUUGAUAUUCCAGUUUACUUCAAAUUUAAAGUCAGAAGAACCCUCAAAAGAGUUUCUAAAAAGCCAGUUUUUCUUUUAUGGCAGCGUGCUUUUGACCCCAAAAGUGCCCCAAGAACCCAUGGCCGAAAUGGUUUCAGCCCUCCAGCUGCCAGGUCAAUCACAUCCCUGAAAUUGUUAAACCUUGGCCAUUACUCAGAAACCAUUUCAAGAUAUUCUAAUGAAACUUGGUACACAUGUUGCCAGAGACAAUUCUCAUAUUUUAAGAAAGACGUCUAACUGGCUUUAAUAAUAAUACAGUCGAAACCCUUUGGCUCGAAUUCCCUGGGACCGGCCUAAUGAUUCAAGCCUCGCUAAUAUCGAGCCAAGCAGGAAUGCUUAUAAUGAGUACAACAAAACUGGUCUUAUCAUCCAGUACAGCCAACGAGGAAAUCUAGCGAAGUGAAGGGAUAUCGAUCAAACAGGUUUCGACUGUACUUAUAAUUAUUGAGUAAUGGCAUUUGUUUGACUGAAAAUACUAGAACAGAGGGCAGUGGCAAAAUCUCUCUGUGACACUCAUGUUCUUGUUAAAGCAUGAUUAUUAAAAAAAUUGGAAGUCCCUGUACAUUUUCCAGGUACAACACUUGUUUUCUGCUCUCUUUGUUGGUAGUUAUUAUUGUUAAAAUCAGGGCGGCUUGGCAUUAUGUCAAAAAGUUGCUUAACUAACUCCAAACACACGUUCUCAAACUAUGUGUAUGGCAUUUUUCCAGGAACGUCACUGUUUUUACGCCCUUUAUGUUAGUAGUUAUAACUGUUAGAAUUAGGAUGGCUUGGCAUCACGUCAAACAGUUGCUUAACACCAAAAAUACGUUCUCAAACCAUAUGUGUAUGGUGAUCUCUCAACAGGUGCUUAAUGUUUUUGCUUGUAAUAUGUAGUUCUCGGCCCAUAUUCAUAAAGUAGCUUAAGUCAUUUCCUCACAAAGUCGAAUUCCUAAAAUUUUCAUUGUCAAAUUAAAAGAAAUGUUAAAUUGUUUUUAACAUAAAAAAUUGUAGUUUUUUUUCAGUUGAUAUUGUGUUUCAAAAUUUACUAGUUUUAAGCUCUAAUGGCCUUGGCGAUGUCGUGGUGUCCGUCAUCCGUGCAUUCGUCUGUUAACAAUUGCUUGUGAACGUGACAAAGUUUUCAGUCAUGAUUGUAUCUGAAUCAAACUUAUACAGUAGUAAGAUAUCCAUGAGAGUUUUUCAGCCCUUGUAUGAUUGGAUUAAAGCCAAUGCAAAAUAAUUUUCUAAGGGAGACAACUUUGAACAGAGAGUUAUGAAUUAUUGUAGUGUUUGUCUCCCUUUUUAAACAUAUGGUACAAGCUCCGACCUGAAAACGACCAAAAGGGUCAUGUCAUGCCAUGCCUGUAGAGCAUAGGCCAUCAUGGGCCCCUUGUUAUAUCAAAUAAAAAUGUCGUAAUUUGAGAACUGACUUAAAAUGCUUUAUGAAUUCCGGUGCAGUUUGUCAGCUGAAUUUUUUGUGUUUAUAAAUUAAUUCUUGUAUGCUGUAAUAUUUUCCUGUCACUAUGUUGUAUAAGAAUCUGUUCAAACAAGCUGGUCUGUUUAUUAUACCAAAAUGAAUUAUAUAUAGUUUUUAAAAUGGUUAAUUCUCCACAAAAUGGGAUAAAAUUAUUGUUUUAAUGUAUCAAGUUUUGGUCUAUUCCCCGCAACUCCAUUUCAGGUAAAUUUUAGGACAAUCCUAAAUUUCAUUGUUUUUUUAUAAAAUAAAUAAGAUUUUACCUGAUCUUUCUCACCUUUUUUUUCCGUCAGUAUAUUUUUAUACUGGCACAUUUUCUAUCAUAACAUUCGGUUGUUCCAGGAUAUUGAUUUUUUUAAAUUUUCAAUGAUUUUUAUGCAUUACACUUCCAUUAAGAGUUGAUAUUGUUACUUCCUCUGACGUCAAUGUUCAUUUGUCGUGGAUCUUAUCUUUAUUCAGUUUAUUUGGUUAUAAUUAAAGACUUUUUGAUAUAUACGGUAAUUACUUCACAUCAUUGACUUAAUGUAGCUCACGUUUACAGGAAUACAUGAUAUAUCACACUGUUUAUGGGUUACGGGUGGCUGUUUCAAUAAUAAUAAUAGUCAAUUUUAGUCGUAAAUUGAAAUUCUGUUGUUGUCAUUUUUUCGUUAUUUAGCUAAAUAUCUGAGAGAAUUGAACAUAAGCGAAUUUCAAAAAUACGGUAAACACAAAAUUGAGGAAAUAGAACAUUUUUGUCCAUGAAAUUAAAUCUCAAUUACAUCUGCGUUGAAACGACCCCUAUAAAAUGUUGAAACAACCCCUGGUAAAUGUUGAAACGACCCUUGUUAAAUGUUGAAAAAAAAACACGACCCCUGGUAAAUGUUGAAACAACCCCUGUUAGAUGUAAAGUGGGAAAAACAAUUUAUUAUGUAAAUUGUAAUAAUAUUGACACAUAUCUCCUAUAAAAUACAGUAAUAUCACAAUUGCUUCCCCGGUGAAUAAAUGUGUUCAACAUGUACUGCUCAUAUAUGGACCCGGGUCAAGGUCACUGCAUAUGUCACAAUGAGGACAUUUGCACCAAGUCUUGAAUGGUCUACAAAUGUUAGUAAAUGUUACGUAAUUUCUUGUAAUAUUCAUUAUUUGACAGUGUGAUAGAUUUAUCCAUUUUAUUUUAUAGAUUUAUAGAGAUAUAGUGAAUUUAAACCAUUUUGAUGCAUGCCAGAAGAGAAGUGUGUUUUUGUUAAUUUCUUUUUUUGAAUUCUUUUGUUACAGAAAAUUGUAUAUAUUUAUUGAUAUGACCACACUUCAUAUAUGUGUUUGUUAAAAUAUUAUGUAUUGUAUUUUUUAGAUAAACAUUAAAUUAGUUGUUUUUUUGUAAUUACUUUGAAAACAAUUGUGCUAAGGUAUUUUUUGCUUCAUUUAAGAUGCUUUGUCAGUGAUUUUAAGCUAUCUUUUUUUAAGUAUGAGUUGAGGUAUUGUCAUAGUCUUCGCAUUGUUGUCAGCAUGCAAAAACUUUAACCGAAGCUUUCUUAAAAAAACAUAUGAGAUAUGUAUAAAUGAGAUACAUCACAUUUAUAGCUACCAGUGUCAGAUACAUGUACAUAAUUUUCUAUUGCAUAAUUAAUGAAUGUUUUGUGGAUUGAUUGUUACAGGGUUUGAAUUUAACUUUGAGGAGCACUCGCAAAAUUGUGCGAGUGCUUUUUGAGGCAACUCGCAAAAUGAAAAAUCAACUUGCAAUUUUAUCAUUUGCUUUAUUCCCUUAAUAUAAUUAUAUUGUCUAAUUAAAGUAGUUCUUAAUUUACACCUAAGACAUAUUAUGAAUAUUAAAAAGUAUCAAUCAUGAGUGACUCGACAACUAGAACUUGUUGAUGGCUUAUUCUUUUUGGGAGGUAUGGAAAGACUCAUCAGAUGCUGGCCGCAUUUUGAUAAUAAAGCUGUCCAAUUUGACAUUGUUCACUUUGUAUAUUUACCCUCGCCAUCGGGUAAUAUCCAUUCGGCAAGCAUGCUACAGAUUUCAUUAAGUCUAUAAGUAUUAAAAACAAUAACAUUAUAAAUUUAAAAUAAAUAAAAGCAACAGUAAAUGUAGCGUGGAUGCUUUGGACCAUGAAAUAUAUCGAUCGACGAAGUCUAUUAACUUUGACAGUUGGGCUAAAUUUAGCCAAUGAUUGAGCUAGGUGAUUACGUCAUUUUAAUUAACUUUGUUUUAUGCACGCCUCGGAGCAUCCCGGAAAGAUUCGUAAUAAAACUCGGCUUUUUAUUUGUUCUGGUUUUGAAAACUUACAAGAGCGUGACUCCGUACUGUCUUCUUUAUACUGGUUGUGUAAACAUGCCAUGCCACUUAUAGGCUGUUUACACUCAACUACGUAGCGGAGUUAAGUUCAUGUUUAUUCUACUUUCCUUUUAACAUUUUGUUGUCUAGAAAAAGCCACUCGCAGAAUUUUGCGAGCUUGAAUAAAAGUCACUCGCAAUUUUCAAAUGUCGCUCGCAUUUUGCGAGUAUGCGAGUCUAAAUUCGAACCCUGUGUUAAUCAAUGACUUUGAGCAUGGUCACAACACAUUUAUUGUCAAUAAUAACAUUUAAUUUCCUAACACCAAGCCACUGCACUGUGGCUGUAAUAAUUGUUGAGUUUUUAUUCGUAAAACAUCGGACGAGCGUUCGCACUCCCUUUGUGGUACUCUUGUUUCUUAGAAUUUUGAAAGGUGUUCAUACUAUUAAACUAAGUGCAAAUGUUGAAUGAAUUGAUUAUAAAGACAGAUUAUAAUUCUAAACUCAAGCCUUGACCAAAUACUAGUAAAGUUAUUGUGUAAUUGCACAAAUUCAUUUCAAAACCUUGGACAAAAAACAUUAGGCAAAACACAUUUGAAAAAAACACUGUUGAUGACUAGAGUAAGAAGACAUAUUACUGAAAUAAGAUUUAUCUCUAUACAUGCCACACGUUUCUGCUCAUAUUUUAUGGACAACUAUCAGUAAUGGAUACUUAAUUUAUUUGCUAUACAUGUAUUGCGUAUGUUUCAUAGUUUCAUGAAGCUUUAUAUACUGUAUUAUGAUGUGAACUCAUUUACUAUCACCCACCAUCGUACAUACAUUGUCAAUAAAAAAUGAAAAUCGAA